UCAUCGGCUCCGUUAGGUUUGGAAAUAGAGAUAGAGAGACAAAAAGGCGGAGAGAAUCUAUGGCUGGUGGUGGUGGAAAGAGGCGCGAUGAGACUGGAUGCGCCGGCGGAGAUGCCAAGGAUGAUGAUAAGCUGAUAAUCAAUCAGAUCAUGUUGAGAUUCCGGCCGAUCGCUCCGAGACCUGUUAGUUCCGUCGGUUGCGUACCGUUGAAGGAUGGGAUGGUUUCGAUGAAAAGAGCGAAGAGGAAGUAUGUUCGAGUGAAGAAGAAGAAGAUAGGAGCUGCAGAGUGUAAUUUGACUGUAAAUGAUGAUAAAAGAUGGAUGAAUUUAGAUAAAACGGUGGCGAUGUUGAAGGUUUGUAGCGGAAGUGAGUUUGUUGUUACAGAUCCGAUGGAGAAAGUACCGGAUUGCAUCAGUUUUGAUGUGAAUAAUAUCAAAAUCGGAAGUUUAAUAACACCGGCUCCGCCAUCGUUAGGUCUGCAUGAAGUAGAUCUGGCGAUUCCAGUGAAGCAAGGGCAGGUGGUUGAGUCGUGGAUCACGAUGGAAUCGGUGACAGGUACGUGUGAGGAUGGGCGGCGGUUGCGAUACACCGACGAUGAGAUAUUGAAGGAUCUGGAGAUGGAUAAUUGUCCAGGUUUCACAUCGAACAGUUACGAUGAAGUUGAGUGGGUGAAUCUAGCGUACCGGAGGAUGGUGGAUCCAAAUCCUGAGGGUGGAUCACCGCCACCGGAGGUGUUGGUAUGGCUAGGGGUAAAAGUGGAAAAAUCUAUGGUUGACUGCUACUGGCCAGCUUUCUCAUGCAGAGUGAGAGUUGUUUAUCAGUUAUCGGAGAUCAAAAAGAAGCAGAUGACGGUGCCGUGUGACGUCUGGAAGAUGGAUUCCGGUGGGUAUGCAUGGCGGCUUGACGUCAAAGCUGCUUUGAGCUUGGGGCGGUAGAAUUAAUUAUCGAUCAAGAUCAAUUUUUCCAAACAGGUAAAUUGAUUAUAUAUAUAUAUAUAUAUGAUUAUGUAUAUAUAAGUGUGUU
Cynara cardunculus var. scolymus (artichoke) is the source of this 1023-nucleotide messenger RNA. RefSeq lists its product as uncharacterized. The transcript has a single exon. Lineage: Eukaryota; Viridiplantae; Streptophyta; Magnoliopsida; Asterales; Asteraceae. The record is from RefSeq and is a predicted model, not a curated record. Bases 60 to 935 code for a protein of 291 amino acids.